This is a messenger RNA of Malaclemys terrapin pileata, 7196 nucleotides long. RefSeq names its product glomulin, FKBP associated protein (gene GLMN). Lineage: Eukaryota; Metazoa; Chordata; Testudines; Emydidae. Gene Ontology annotation, molecular function: ubiquitin-protein transferase inhibitor activity. The coding region runs from base 3229 to 5016 and encodes 595 amino acids. The record is from RefSeq and is a predicted model, not a curated record. Gene Ontology annotation, cellular component: cytoplasm. The transcript is spliced from 19 exons.
AAGGACGCGUCACGCUGCCGGGGGGAGCGGCUGCUGCUGCUGCGGGCUUCAGCCCCCUGGCGGAGGGGCCCUUAUUCCUCUCCGGGCACGUUCUCUUCAUGGCGGGUACCGGGGCUGCCCCCCGAGCCGAGCCGAGCCUCACUGGGGCAGCUCCCCUAGAGCCGGUUCAGAGGGGCCGGAUGAGGAGACCCCCCUAACGACCCGCCCGCCUCCGUUGUUGGAGGACUGGAGCUCGCAGGCCCGUUUACAGCCUCUGCCUCUGGCUGUAGGAUUUUGCUGUGAGCGACCCACACGGUCUCCCUCCCUCUUUCUCUUCCUUCAGUGCGAUGCCCCCGCAGCAGUGGCCCCUGGCGGGGACGGCGAUCUGCUUAUUGAUUUGCUUUAAGAGACACCAGUUUUAUUUAGGCCGAGGGGUAUUGAGCAGUGUCUGAUGUGACUCAGUGCAUGGGUUAUAAUCCCACCUACUGUGCUGAACCUUGUCUAAGAAGAUCCCAUACAGCCCAUCUUCCCCAGACCCAAAGUGUGGCUAGUGACGAUGCGGAUGCUUCAGUGUCCCAAAGUGUAUGGAGGUUGCCAGGUGCUUUAAUCCUUUUUAGGCACUUACUACUGUGUGGAAUAAAUUCCCUUACUGAGUCGCAUUUUUCAUUGGUGUUCGGAUCCUUUAAGUAACCCCCAAACUCCAGUGUGUUUGGAGUUAUCCAUUUGGAGAGUGGGGGGAAAAGUUAAAUAACUCAAAUAGCUUUCAAUUUAAAGUUCAGAACAGAGCCUAUACUAGACCUCUGUGUAUUGGAAAUACAGGGGAUGUGCGGGGCGUGAAGGCUAAAACCAUAAGGUGCCAUAGCUGGUAAUUAGCAACAGUGGUCAAUGAUGGGAUAUUAAAAGUUACUACAGAGAACUUUUUCCAGAAGGUCUGGCUAGAGAAUCUUGCCCGCAUGCUCGGGGUUCAGCUGAUCGCCAUAUUUGUGGUCGGGAAGGAAUUUUCCUCCAGGGUAGAUUGGCAGAGGCCCUGGAGGUUUUUCGCCUUCCUCCGCAGCAUGGGGCAGGGGUCGCUUGCUGGAGGAUUCUCAGCGAUUUGGAGUCUUUAAAUCAUGAUUUAGGGACUUCAACAGCUGAGUCAAGGGAGAGAAUUCUUCCGGGAGUGGGUGGGUCAGCUUUUGUGGCCCGCAUCAUGCGGGAGGUCAGACUAGAUGAUCAUAAUGGUCCCUUCUGACCUUAGAGUCUAUGAGUCUAUAACUAGAUUUAAAAAAGAAUGAAAUAAAUUCAUGGAGGACAGGUCCAUCAAUGGCUGUUAAACAAGAUGGUCAGGGAUACAAUCCCAUGCUCUGGGUGUGUCUAGUCUCUGACUGCUGUGGGAGUGGAUGACAGGGAAUGAAUAAUUGCCCCGUUCUGCUCAUUUCCUCUUAAGCACCUGGCAUUGGUCACUGUUGGAAGACAGGAUAGUGGGUUAGAUGGACCAUUGAUCUGACCCAGUAUGACUGUUCUUAUGGAGAGCAUGUGUGUCAAGUCUGAAAUGGGUGAAAAAUAAAAUGUUAUAAAUGAGUGAAGGGAGUUUGUCAAGUAUAGCUAAUAUGUAAUUUUUCAUAAUGACUUAGGGACCUGUCCAGCUCUCACUGAAGUCAGGGAAAAGAAUAAGAUGUCACUGACAACUGGAUUAAUCACUUAGGCCCCAAUCCUGCAAUGAGCCCUGAGUCAGUACACCACUACAGCAGCACAGAGCUCAGUGCAUGAUUUGGGCCUUAUUGAUGUUGUCAAGUUACUUUGGGCCCCAAAUAGAGACUAUACAUUUGUUUUAAAACAUAUUAAAAUAGUUCUGGGGGAAUGUCACCAUUGCUCUUGCAGUGUUGUGAACCCAAACACAACAGCACAUGCUAGUGCAAUGCAGGGAUUGGCCUGGAGUAUCCAGGAAUGAAAGAUUAAGCUUUAAUUAAAGAUUGUGGUGUGAUGAGACCUCCAGGAAUACGUCCAACCAAAAUUGGCAACCGUAACGCUGAAACAGUUUUUAUAGGGGGCGGGUGCCAAGAGCCAUUGAACCAAACUAAACUCUGUAUAUAAGGGAAACUGCUUCAAGACAGGGGGUGUGGCAGCACUCCCAGUUCCAGCACUUAUGGGGCAAUGAGAACUGCAAAGUGAAACUGACAAGUCUAGGUUCAGUGUUGGAACACAGUGAAAUAAAAUGCGAUAGACUAAUUUACUUUUCACUAUAUUGAUAGUCUAUUUACAUUUAUUCUUGUAGUAAUCUAAAUCCAAGUUUGGAUGCUUUUAAUACAAUUCGACUUAAUGCUGUUCAUUUUAUGGACCAAAUUAAUGUAUGAUAGUUAUUUAAAUAUAUCCUGUGAGAUAGGUGAGGCCAAGAUUUGAAAUGGAAUGCAUGAGGACAGUAUAUAAAAAUGUGUGUACAAUUGUGCACCUGUGUAUGUUGCAUAAAUAUCAAGAUUACAUGUUUCAGAUAGGUAUUUAGGCACUAAACUCGCAAUUUGCAUGCAGAAUCACUGGAUGUGUGUAUAGACACAGUGCUUGCAGGCCCAAAUGUAGGCAUAACAAAUCCUCAGGCUUUUUUUUUUUUUAAUAUUAAAUAAAAAUGUGAGAUUUACAAGUGUCCAGUAGGCAUUAGGCGGCGAUCCUGAUUAUAUAGAGAUUUAAGCAUGUGCUUAAUUUUAUGCAUGUGAGUAGUCUUAUUGCCUUCAAUGGGAACGAUUUGAGACCGUCUCCCUCUACAGGUGAAAGGCUAGCAUAGUGUCUAGCCCAUUGUGUCGGUCAGGCUCUCUUAAAAUUCAUUAGUAGGUUUAAAAAUACCAACACCUAAAUGACAAGAUAUACUUCUGGAUUAAAUUUAGCAGUGACGGAGCUUUGAUUUAAUAAAAAUGUCUAGACAGUAAAAAGAAACAAACAAUAUCCUACAUUCCAAUCAUAGAGCAAAUAAACUAUAUAUACUAUAUAUGAUGAUUACUUUCUUCAACAGCAAAUCAUUUAUCCCCAAUUGCAACAUUGAAGUUUUAGGGUGCCACAACUGCCUUGCAAAAUCUUAUUCCUCAAAAACUGAUUCUAUAACUAUGAUAUUCUGAAUCUGUAACCUAUACAACCUAUUGAUUGUGUCACAUCACAUCUAUUUCAUUUUUGUUCCACAAAGACAGUAAAGGAAUUUUGAUCCUUAUGCAAUGGACUUUCUGUUAAUAGUUGGACAAUUCCUCUCUCUAGAGCUUUUCAGUGUCAUAGGAACAAAGUCAGGAUAUGAUGGCAACUGAGGAACUUCAAGCCAUUAUACAAAGAUGCCAAAUCCUAGAAGAAGAAGAUUUCAAAGGCGAAGAUUUCAAUCUUUUUCAAGUAGCAGGCCAGAAGUGCUUAGAAGAAGGUUAUGCAGCAGAAGUAUUCGAAGUAAUUCAAAAUGAGAAAAAUAAGGUUAUUGUCAAGAGUAUGGGUUGGAAUCUUGUUUGUCCUCUUGUUAGAUGUAUUUUGAGAUAUAAGCAGGAAGAUGAGAAGAGAGAACAUUGUCUGAAAAUACUAGAUCAGUUGGUGCAGCUAUGUAAUCCAAAGGAACUUUUAUUGGGUUUACUUGAGCAGAUUGAGCAGACCUCUGGGGAACAGAUAUCCCAUACUAUUCUGCUCUUGCUUCAGCCUCUGCAGACAGUUCUAUUGAAACUUCAUAGCAAGAAGUCAUACUCAGUGGGUUUAUCUUUGUCUACCAUUUUAAAUCAACUCUCUCUCCUGCCUGUACCUUACACAAAAGAACAAAUACGAGAAGAUAAACUUGGCCUCUGCCAGUGUUGCAAUGCAGUAGUGGAUUUUGCUAAACCUUUUGUGGAUGAAGUUGUUAAAAAUAUGGAAGCCUCAACAGAAAAUGUUGACGAAGAGCUCAAAGAAGAAUUGCUAAAAUUUUGUUUGAAAAGCUUGAAAUACCCCUUAUUAAUAGCACAGCUUGAUCAGCUGCAAGAAGACAUUGAAGAAGAUCCCUUAAGGCAUUUUGCAGCUGAAAUUCUAGGCAUUUUAUUGGAUAUAAAAGAAUUGUUACCAACAUUGUUUUCACACCGUGGAAGCAGAAAUCAGAACUGGGAUAAUCUGGAUUUUUUGGAUGUAGAUAGAAAGCAUUCUGCAGAUUCUUUGGCAUGUCUGUCAUAUCUGGUGUUUGUUCAGUAUUUUGGUAUUGAUUGUUUUCCAAUGGUCUUUAGUCCAUCAUACCUUCUGCAGUGCAACAUGACACACAUUGAGGUCCUAUUGGAAAGGACAGAAGAAUCUGUGUUAACUAAGGGACUUGACCUGCUUGGAAACUGUUUAUUGAGAAUGAGUGAUAAUAGCCUUCAUCAUCAGUAUUUGGAAUUCAAAGGCUUCAUUACAGCACCUCAGGGUUUGGUGAAAGUGAUGACCCUUUGUCCUAUAGAGCAUUUGCGAAAGAAGAGUUUGAAGAUAUUGCAGUUGUAUAUAGACAAGUUUGAUGCAGAGGGAAAAUACACCUUGUUCAGGUGUUUAUUGAAGACAAGCAAUCACGCUGGCGUAGAAGGCUAUGUUAUUCAAAAUAUCAAAAAUCAGAUUGAUUUAUCAUUAAAGAAAGCAAAUGACAGUAAGUGGUUUACUGGACCCCAGCUGGUUUCUCUUCUAGAUUUAGUGCUGUUGCUUCCUGAAGGGGCUGAAACAGAUCUUCUCCAAAACUCAGAUAGGAUUAUGGCCUCACUAAAUCUAUUGAGAUAUUUAGUCAUUAAGGAUAACGAAUACGACAAUCAAACUGGUAUAUGGACUGAACUUAACAAGAUUGAGCAAAAUUUCUUAAAGCCUUUGCACACAGGACUUAAUAUGUCAAAAGCACAUUAUGAAGCAGAAAUAAAGAGUAAAAAUGAAAAUAGACGAGAAUCUCACAAUUCUAAAGCAGUUUGUUCUGUAACAGUUGGUGGGGAAAAGAUGCCUAACAUGACCACUGAAAUGCAGCUUCAGGUUCUACAUUCAGCUCUUUUCACAUUUGAUUUAAUAGAAAGUGUUCUGGCCCGAGUAGAAGAACUCAUCGAAGUGAAAAUAAAAACCAUAACAUAAAUAUUGGUGGUCAAAUGAAGCACUUGGUGUCCUAAAUCCUAGUGGGUUUUUAACGCUUGCAGUACAUUAAGAUGUUGGUCAUUAUGACUUUACUUGAAAGAGACAUUAUCAAGUUUUAAACAAGUCUGUUGAAGAAUUAUUUAUAAAAGGCUGCUAGAAUACUUGCAACUGCUGUUCUUUACAUGUCUUAUUACAUGUCUUUACUGUAGAAUCUGAUUCAUGGAGAUAGACAAUGUACUAAUUUCAACAAAAUAUCCCAAGCUACCCUCUCAUUGAGUUAGCUGCAGUUUUGCUAGAGUUUGGAAAUUGCAUCUGCUUGGCAUAAGAUAAUUAUAUUUUAUUAACCUUUGGAGAUGAGAGGAUGUUUUUGAUGUGUAGAAAUAGCCUUAUGUUUGCAUUACCUAGACCCCAAUAAUAAUGUUUGGAAAGUUUUGAGCUCCACAGAUGUGUAAAUACUAGGUAUUAUUACUGCAAUUAAUAUUGCCAACCAUACUUCUAGAUUAAUAAAGACUGACUGUAAAUCAGGACUAUCCAUACUGGAGAUCUGAGCAUAGGGAUUUGAGGACAAGGGGAAGCCAUGCUUCAAAAAACACCUCCAGGACAAAACAAGAUAAGUUUAGAACUUUCCCCAGUGAAAGGUAAUAUACAUAAAGACAGUAAGCAUAUAUUUUGUAAAGAGAAACGAGAAUGCAAUUCAGUGCAUAAGUUGUUAAUGCAUAAUAUGGUCUAAAAUAUAUGGACUUGGGGGAGUCUACUCUAGGAUCAUUUUGAUUAUUCUUAUCCUCCCUAACUAUGAAGAAUCUCCCAAAGAGGUGUUUAAAUGUUUUGGAAAAUCACAGAUCACUUUGCAAUCAAACUGAAGGUAAGGCACUUGCUUUUUAAUGAUGGUUUUAUUUAAAUUGCCCAAAUUGUAAAAACAAAACAUAUAUAGGGUUUAAAAAAAAAUCACGUAACUUUUCUCUAAGUUAGCAAAUUUGGUAUAACUCACACUAUAUAGCAUUGAAUAUCACAAUAAAUGUUAUGUACAUUUUCAUUUAAUGCAUUAAUUAUAUACACAAAUAUUUUUAAACUGACCAUUUUUUGUACAGUUGCUGUAUUUUUUUUGAACAGACAAGAAAAGCAUUUGUAUUUUGUUUAGAAAUGUAACUCCAGAAGUUUUGAAUAAAUCUAAUUGGUACUAAGUUAGUUACAAUCCAACUGGAUCUUGUGAAGCAUUUUCCAAACUGGACUCUGGUCUAUGAUCUGGGCUUUUGCCAUUAGCAUUCUGUAGCGAAUGUUGUCUAUGUGUGGUUUGCAGGUGAUCUUAAAAGGAAAAAAGAAAUGUGACACUACUUACACAUAUUUUGAUUAAAAGAGAAUUAGAUAGUUUGGGUAAAGAAAUACUGAAUCAUUUACUCUUAAUAUAGUACAACUGGAAAUUACGAAGAGACUGAGACCAGAUUCUCUAAACUGGAUAUCUGGGGGUGAGAGAGAAACAAAGGUAACAGGGUAAGCUGCAUUGGGGUGCCAGGCUGAUCCUAAAGCACAACUUAAAGCAGCUGUGGGACUGCUUUGUUCAUAUUCUAAUAACAUCCCAGAAGAGGUUGUUACAGCUGCCAAGGAUUGGCUAAAUAUUGUUGCUCCCUGGCUACCCCUCCUGCACUGGGGACAGGGAGGAGUGAAACAGCAGUCAUUAUGCAUGUUGUUGUACUCCAGCUGGGGUUCCCCAGAUGGGGGAGUCUUGAAUAGAUCUGGGCCUCAUGCUAACAUCCUUUACAUGGAACUCCCAUUGAAGUCAUUGGGACAUUAGUCCAGAUCAAGUGGAGGAAAUUUAUAGCAGUACACCUAAUUUUAUUUAACACUGAAUUAGGAUAUGAUGCGGAACAGAUUUCACAAAAAGCUAGAGGUCUGACGUACAGUGGUUACUAUUAAGAUGUCAACGUUUAAUGGUUGUCACACUGUAGUACAUGAGAUGCCAGAGUUGUUUUAUAGACUCUAGAAUAGAAAAUAAUUGCAGUAUCUUAUGCCAGAAUAUUGUAACUUGGUAAAUGCUAAUUUUUUAUACGGUGACCACUUAGGAAAAGGAUAAAAUGCAAACUAAUAUCUUGUUUGUGCUAUUCCUUUUAUUUUUGGUACAUUAUUGGAGUGCUGUUCAUACUAGUAUAAUUAACGUUGACUCAGCAUUUCUGUAGAAAAAUCAU